AUGGGUGUCCUCGAGAAGAUUCGUGAUAUUGAGCAAGAGAUGGCUCGGACGCAGAAGAACAAGGCGACGGAGUACCACUUGGGCCUCCUGAAAGCCAAACUCGCGCGGUACCGCGCAGAGUUGCUGGAAGGACAGAGUGCAAAGAGCGGCGGGAAGGGCGAGGGAUUCGAUGUUGCGAAGAGUGGUUACGGUCGAGCGGUUUUGAUCGGCUUCCCGUCGGUCGGCAAGAGUACCCUCCUCAGCAAGGUCACGAACACGGAGAGUGUAGCAGCCGCAUAUGCCUUCACGACGCUCGUGGCUGUUCCUGGCGUUCUCGAUUGCGAAGGCGCGAAAGUCCAGCUUCUGGAUUUGCCCGGAAUCAUCGAGGGCGCUUCCAGCGGUCGCGGACGAGGAAGGCAGGUCGUUGCGGUAGCAAAGACAGCGGAUCUGGUUGUUAUGAUGCUUGACGUGACGAAGGGCGACGAACAGCGACAACAGCUCGAGCACGAACUGGAAGAGAUCGGCAUCCGGCUGAACCGCUCCAAGCCCGACGUCGUCUUCAAAGCCAAGACAGCCGGAGGAAUCACCAUCAACUCGACGGUUCCACUGACCAGGACCGACGAGCGGACGAUCAGGGGUAUCUUGCAGGCUUACAAGAUCCACAAUGCCGACGUGAUGAUCCGCGAAGACAUCUCGACGGACGACCUCAUCGACGUCAUCCUAGGCAACCGGAAAUAUGUUCCGUGUCUCUACGUCUACAACAAGAUCGAUUCUAUCUCGCUCGAAGAAGUCGACCGCCUCGCCCGGCUCCCUCACACGAUGGUCAUGUCGUGCGAGCUUGACCUCAAUCUCGAAGUCUUCAAGCGGCGGGUGUGGGAGAAGAUGGGCUUCAACCGCGUGUACACGAAGAAGCGCGGCGAGGAACCGGAUCUGGGGGACCCGUUGGUCAUCAAGACGGAUGCCACAAUGGAGGCGGUGUGCGACAGCGUUCACAGGGGCAUCAAGAACAAGUUCAAAUAUGCCGUCGUCUGGGGCAAGUCGAGCAAGUUCGCGCCGCGACCACAGAAGGUUGGCCUAACACACCGAUGCGCGCAAGACGAUGUCGUUUCGAUCGUCACAAAUGUGUAG
Rhodotorula toruloides NP11 is the source of this 1107-nucleotide messenger RNA. RefSeq names its product developmentally regulated GTP-binding protein 2. The record is from RefSeq and is a predicted model, not a curated record. The transcript is spliced from 17 exons. Gene Ontology annotation, cellular component: cytoplasm. Lineage: Eukaryota; Fungi; Basidiomycota; Microbotryomycetes; Sporidiobolales; Sporidiobolaceae. Bases 1 to 1107 code for a protein of 368 amino acids. Gene Ontology annotation, molecular function: GTPase activity; GTP binding. Gene Ontology annotation, biological process: cytoplasmic translation.